Molecule: messenger RNA, 3677 nt
Organism: Austrofundulus limnaeus
Lineage: Eukaryota; Metazoa; Chordata; Actinopteri; Cyprinodontiformes; Rivulidae
Gene: fam222aa
Product: family with sequence similarity 222 member Aa
Exons: 3
Coding region: 69-1634 (521 amino acids)
Source: RefSeq, a predicted model, not a curated record
GUAGUUUUUGCUGUUUGCCCUGGUUGGCCGCAGAACUCCCCCGGCUGUAGUACUGUGCCCACCUCGCCAUGCUGGCCUGUCUGCAGAGGAGGCAGAACCCUCCACCCCAGCACCCCAUGUGUGCCAGCAAGACCCUGGAGCCUCCGCAAAUCCUUGGGCGGAAAUGUGACCUGGUGGUGCCCACACAUUCCCCACGCUACCCCACAGCUGCAGAGCUGGAUGCUUACGCUCAGAAGACGGCAAACAGCCCACUUUUCAUUAAGAUCUUCCCCACCAACAUCAGGGUUCCCCAGCACAAGCACCUUAACCGGACUGUGAAUGGAUACGACACCACGGGGCAGCGCUACAGCCCCUACCCACAUCUCCACACAGGGGGCUACCAGGGUCUACUUGCCAUUGUCAAGGCCUCUUCCUCUUCGUCCUCAUCAUCCACAUCUACCUUUGUCGCUUCAAAAGGUGUUCUCAAGAAUGCAGAAGGCAGACGGACUAAGCUCUCUCCAGCCCACAUAGCUGUCGCUCCAUAUCCACCCCCUAGUAAUAGCACUUUAGCCAGUGGUCAUGGCCAAAUGGUAUACCACACUGGGCCCUCAAAGCUUUCAGAAGCACCUGGACUGUCCAUUCCCCCAAAUGUCACUGUAGCUGGCUCAGUGAUUCCUGUAACAGGGGGUCGAGGCCUGGCUCUCCCUGCACAGUCCAACCUUCCCUCCAUCCAGAGCAUCAUCUAUCAGAUCAACCAGCACUGCCAGGCUCAGGCUCUGCAGCAGGUGUGUCAAGGGGCUUCCACUGCACCAACGAAUCCUAGCCCCUCCAAGCAGAGCUCGGCCGUCAUGGGGGUUACGUCUAGCUCCUCAGGUGGAGGUUAUGUAGUUGGAAUGGGUCCCCAGGCUAACAUGGUGUACACCGGAUCGGGGCUGCCGGCUCAAAGCGCAGAGGCAAUGAAGAGUGGCGUGUACGCAGACGGUAUGGACUACAUCCUGUGGCAGAAGCAGCAACAGCAACAACAGCAGCAGCAGCAACAACAGGCCGUCCUCCGCAUGUACAGCGGCGGCAGCGGAGGAGGAGGCGCCAUCAGCAAAUCUCCUGAAACCUGUGUCCCCGGCGGAGGGAUUAUGGCCACACAGGUGUCCUCCUCGUCCUCCAGACCUUAUCAUCUGACAGCGAGUGCCAGCGGGGGUGGCGGGCUCGAAAAAGUCAGCUCCUCCCCUUUGAACUGCAUGGGUAUGCACGGAAAUUUCUCAGUGGGUCAGUACUUUGCGCCACCGUGGAACAGUGUGCUGGUGACCCCCGACAGUGACUGCUACAACCCCCAGGAGCUUCUGGGCACCUCCACAGGUGGACCGACGACUGGGCACAGAGAAAUGGGCUACCCACACCACCAUCACCACUACCACCACCAUCACCACCACCAUCCUGCCAUAGACAGCGGCGGAGGGCUGUGCUGCAGCCUGCCUAGCAAGAGCUUGUGCAACACGUCCGUGCUGAGCAGCAGCUUGCAGUCCCUGGAGUACCUGAUCAACGACAUCCACCCUCCCUGCAUCAAGGAGCAGAUGCUCGGCAAAGGCUACGAGACUGUGUCUGUGCCGCGUCUGUUAGACCACCAGCAUGCACACAUCCGCCUCCCUGUAUACAGAUAGAUGGGGGGAGCGUGAGGACGAAGAGAAUCAAGAGUUGUGAAUUUGUGAAGAAAAUCAAAGUUAAAGAACAGAGAUGUGUUUAUUAAUUUUAUUUUUUUGUUUGUUUUUUCCGCGGUACAGGACUUUGUUUGCGAGUGCCACUGCUUUAACUAGUGUGGGAGCUUAGAGAAGAGCAGUUGCUGCACUGUUUAACCUUAGAUUUGUCGGUUUUAAAGCAGGCUAUGGGAAUCCCCAGACAAAGAGGAAGGUGGUACCAGACGAGAAAAAUACGAGAUUUCAAGAUCCUCCCGAUGUUUCAUUGCGUGGUUUGCCAAUAGGAUUUUUUUGAUUGACUUUGAUUUGUUUUGUUUUUCUUUCCUAAACUGGUUUUGAUGAGGAACAUAGCUUGACAAGAAGUGCAUAUGCCACUUGCAUCUCUUUUCCAAAUACUAAGGAUGAAGCUACUGUGUAGGUUGUCACUGAAAUGGUCUUUAAGGGCCAAUACUGAGGGCUGUUCGUGAAAUCCAAAAAACUCUGUAACAGAACGCACAUAAUAAAAUGUGCAAAAAACCGAGAAGAGUACGAUUAUAAGCAGUUCUUGGUGUUACUUAAAAAGGAUCAUAAGGUUGAGUCUAAAAGGGUAGUUGAUAUUAGUUAUUGUUGCUGUUAUAAUUGAUACAUUAAUUGCACUGCUUGAAUUUUGUUAACUUUGAAGUUUGGAAUUGGGUAGUUUGCAUAUGAUAUAUUUAAGAAACUUGAAAAACUUGAACCUAUUUUUUGUUGUUUGAUAUAUUUGUAGGUAUAUGUAUUGGCUGCUACGAGGAAAAGUGUCUCAAUUUCUUCUUUUAUUUUAAUUAUUAUUUUAUUGUUUUCCACAUUUGUUUUUAUGAUCGAUUAAUUCCUCCUCAAGCUGAUGUGCAGUUUAUUAUGUCCUGGUGUGAGGCAUAGUUGCUGCUUUGGUUCUGUAAGAACCCAUUUGGAGAACUMUUUUUUUUCAACCAACACUGGAAUCUACAAUAAAUCUCGACAUAUUUUAAAAAAACGGAAAAUGUGGCAAAAAAAAUAAAAAAGAAAAAGAAAUGUUACAAUGCAGAAUGUGAUUGGGAGGUUUUCUAUAUAACCUUACAUGUACGUUUAGGCAUGUGUGUGUGUGUGUGUGUGUGUGUGAGUGAGUGAGUGUGUGUGUUUGUGUGUGUGUGUGUGUGGCAGAGUGCAUGAGUUGAUUUUAAGUUUGUGUUUUUCAAAAUCCUCAGACUUUUUUUUAAAAGUUUUUGGUUUCAUAACCAGAUUUUCUUUCCUACAAACCGACAGACUGAUUCACCAGUCCCAGAAACAUUGGGAGUAAAUGUACAGAAGCUGACCUGCAAUGCUCCCCUUUCAGUGGAGGCUUUUAUAUUUUCUGAGUCAGAAUAGAGAUUUUAUUUCUCAUUUGACUCCUGUAGUUACAGCACUGCAGCCUCGUCUGUUAUCCGACUAACAGACAGCAGUGGAAACAAAUGAGAGUGUAUGAAAAAUUGAAAACAAUCAUGCCCUGUCCUUUGGCGUCAGAUGAAACAAGACCAAGCUCAUCGCUUUUUUCUUGCCCAUCUCAACCCGCCUCCCCCCCCAGGUUGGGAUGCAUUUAACCUAGGCCAGUCUUAACUUGAUAAAUCAGAGAAAUGAAAUAUUUAUUAUGGCUGUGAGAUUCCCUUGAAUGUACUGCACUUAAAUUACCGCAAUAUUGUAUUGCCUUGUGGGACUCAAGUGAAAGUGAAAAAUUGUAUCAGUGCAGCAGUCUUCUGGUCUUAAGGUGGGAUUUUUUUUAUUUUUGUCAGUCAAAUUAAAUUUAUUAACUGGAGAGGGAGAGAACAAGGGGCUUUGUUGUGGGGGGGAGGGGGGAUGCUGGCAUCGGUCUAGAUUUAUGAAGUGCAAUUAUUAUGACUGUAUUAACAUUUUUUUCUCUCUGAGCUUACACCAAAAAAAAUGUAAACUACAGUUGUCCAUACAUUCCCUAUGUACCACAUCCUUAAUCCUUUUCUUUUUUUUUUUUUGUUUUAAGGUGUAAAAUAAAUUUCUUUAAGAAUA